UAUAUCUAAACAUAACUUAUCGAACCACUUACUUAGCCUUAGCCAACAAGUAGAGUCUAUGCGUUGUUUACGACAUUCACUGCAAUCAAAUUACCUACAAUAUUUCCCCUUCAGGAUUCCAAAACAAUUGCUGUGGGUAUUUUCAGAAGGGUUAUUGGUCACAUUUUGUUACUUAUUAGUGUUAAGUUGCGACAAGCCGUUCAAUUGUUAAAAAAAGCUUAUAAGUUUACUUUACUACUUCGAAUAUGUAUACAUAUUCGAAGUAGGAAAGUUAUAUGUUUUUUUUUUUUAUAUAUCUCCCGUAAUCGUUUUUCAGGGGGAACACUCCUUAACAGCCAAUGGAGAACGCUAGCAUUAAUCCGAUUCAUGUUACGGUCCUCCGGGUCAUUGGACACGCAGUACUGGUAACAUGCGCCAAGAUCGACCACGACGGCACACUUUACUUGUUUGACGCUCAGGGGAAGGGGAUACCUAGAGAGGAGUUUCGAGAAUCCCUGAAACUGCUCUCGCCGGAGGAGGUCUUGGAGGGGCAGCUUGUAUGCGUUCGCGGACAACGAGGAGUCGUAGGUUGUGUGGUAACCCCUAUACCUGAACCGAGAAGUGACCGACAUCAGGAUCUCUACGAAUUGCGUGUACUGAAUCGUACGAGCGACGGACAAAUCGUUGAGGGUACUGCAACGAUGACAAGGCGCCAGGUGUACGAGUUUCCAGCAUUGUUCGUGGUGUCCCCAUUGAACCCGAUUGAAACAGUGCCUGCGUCAGGACAAACGGCCCGGUUUGUCCAUGACAUGAACGCGCUUGCCCUAAGUCAGAUGCAUCCUUUUCGCCACUUGUUCCCAAGACCGUGGCAAAACGGCCCGGACCCUGAAUGGCUAAACCAGCCUAUACGUGGAUUUCUAAUUUACAGCUAUAAAAGCUAAUUACCUAUUGCCUCAUGAAAUGCAUAUCGGGAGAAUCGGACUACUUGACUGGCAUGUACGGACAGAAGCUAUAGCUUUGCCUUUCAUGCAAAAAUAAUUUUACUCCUUACUUAUAUGAAUAGGGCGUAGUCGGAAAAAAUCAAAUAGAAUCCUAGAUAUAAUAUAGCACAUAUAAGAGUCUGACGGAAACAUUACGUUUUUAAACUGAAUCCAUCAAUGCCCAGUAGCUCAUUUUGACUAUUACUCGUCAGAUCAUGUAUGUAAAGGGAAAUCGUUUAUGACAGGGAUCAUUUAUGACAGGACUUAAGGAUGGGAAAGAAAAUGAAUACUGACAAACUUAUAUCGGGAUAAUUAGCCCGUGAGGGGAUUCAACUGCGUAAGCUAUACUCGCAAAUUCCUAGGCGCGCUCACUCGUGCAGUUUAUAAUAACCUGUUAUGGGACGAACGUUAAAUGCCGUUCACUAGAACUUACUUCGUGUCCGAUUAAUCGAACAUGUGAUAUAAAAAUAAAUAAUAAUACUAUUCGAACGGCGUAUAUUACGGGAAGCGAAUAUUCUUUUAUUUAUAAGAUCUUUUUUUUUCAAUUAAACAAGAACCUACAUCUGUGACGGUUGUUGACGACUCAGUGGGUAAGCUCGCAAA
This is a messenger RNA of Varroa destructor (honeybee mite), 1562 nucleotides long. RefSeq lists its product as uncharacterized. The record is from RefSeq and is a predicted model, not a curated record. NCBI's taxonomy places the organism in Eukaryota, Metazoa, Arthropoda, Arachnida, Mesostigmata, Varroidae.